Messenger RNA from Diabrotica balteata, 1242 nucleotides. NCBI's taxonomy places the organism in Eukaryota, Metazoa, Arthropoda, Insecta, Coleoptera, Chrysomelidae. The record is from the annotation of a GenBank genome assembly.
GAAAUCGUGAAAACAGUGAAAAGUUGAAAAGAAAAGUAUUUUGUAUUUUUUGACAUUUGAUUGAAGAUACAAUUUUCGUGAUUUCGAGUUUAUACACAAAAAUAUUGGAAGUAAUGGAAGAUGUUUCAAAUGCUAUGAUUACAGAGCCAUCAAAUUCAGUGGAAUUAAGUGCUUCAACUAAUUCUAAAAUUAUAGAAAACCCAGAAAACACUCUAAAACCUAAGGUAUUGAAAGCGAAAAAACGUAAGAAGCCCAAAGAUAGUACUGCACCUAGAGUGCCUCUUACUGGUUACGUGAGAUAUUUAAAUGAUCGAAGAGAAGCUGUAAGAAGCACAAAUCCAAACUUAACAUUUGCAGAUAUAACUAAAAUGUUAGCUAGCGAAUGGAGCAAUUUGCCAGUCAAUAAAAAACAGCAAUAUUUGGAUGCAGCAGAACAAGAUCGAGAACGCUAUACAAAGGAAUAUAAUGCAUAUAAACAAACUGAAGCCUACAAGAUAUUUACGCAACAACAGAAUGAAAGAAAAUUAAAGAGGUUAAAGAAAAAGAAGAUAUUGUUAAAAUACCUAAUCUAGCUUACAAUAGUCAUCCAGGUUUAAAUAAAGAUCAACAAGACAUAGACUAUGGUAAUUUUGAUAUUCCUAUUUUUACUGAAGAAUUUCUUGACCACAACAAAACAAGGGAUACGGAAUUAAGACAGCUAAGAAAAAUAAACACAGAUUUUGAACAGCAAAAUGCCAUACUUUCAAAGCAUAUAGAAAAUAUGAAGAUGGCUAUAUCGAAAUUAGAAUUCGAAUUAAUACAACAAGAAAAAAAUAAUCUGUCUCUUAAUAAACAUUUAAAUCAUUUGAAGAACACCUUAAUUGAUGGAUUUGGCGGUACUGUAUUACCAGGUAUCAAAGAUGUUGCAACCAUACAAAAUAUUGAUAAUUAUAUGACAAAUCUCCACUCAAUACUCUUGGAAAACAGCAGCAGUCACUCCAAUUUAUUACAAGUAGUGCGAGAUAUUGUAGGGAAGCUGGAGUUUAAUGGAUGACAGAGUUGUACAACUACAAAGAAAAAGAGAAUUAAUAAUAGAAAUCUUAAGGAAACAGCCGAUCCUCAACAAAAAAGUUGAUUGUUCAAUUGACAUAUUACACUUUUAAUAAAUUUGUCUUCUGCUGUUUAUGUUUGUAGUUUAGAGGCUCAUCACAAUACAAUGUAAGACUCAAUAUUUAUUUUACAAUAAAAAAUUAUUGUCAGAUU